Eucalyptus grandis is the source of this 2475-nucleotide messenger RNA. RefSeq names its product 2-hydroxy-palmitic acid dioxygenase MPO1. The transcript has 3 exons. The record is from RefSeq and is a predicted model, not a curated record. NCBI's taxonomy places the organism in Eukaryota, Viridiplantae, Streptophyta, Magnoliopsida, Myrtales, Myrtaceae. The coding region runs from base 233 to 748 and encodes 171 amino acids. Gene Ontology annotation, cellular component: endoplasmic reticulum. Gene Ontology annotation, biological process: sphingoid catabolic process.
UCAAACUUUGCGCAGGAUAAGUUCUUGACACAAACCGGCGCACUUUAACGUGACAUAAUGGCCGAAGCUUUGGCAAGCCUCCAGAUUGCCAAUCCGGUGGAUCUCUUCUGCUCCCGGUUUCAAAGAAAUCCAUGGCCUCCUCUCGCUAUAUUAUGGAUACCCACCUUGAAAAGUUCUCAUCAUCAUCGCUCACUUUCCAAGAAAAACCACUCUCUUCUCGAGGAAGAUUUCCAUGGGAAGGAAAAGGCUGUUCGACCUCGAGAAGCAUUUCGCCUCCUAUGGAGCGUACCACAGCAACCCGGUCAACAUCCUGCUCCACACCGUGUUCGUUUGGCCCAUCUUCUUCACUUCCCUCGUCCUCUUCUACUUCACUCCCUCCAUCUGUGAGCUCUUCGGCCUUCAGCCCCAGUGUUACCUGGCGAGGCACGGCCUGUUCUUGAAUUUGGGCUUCUUCUUCGCUCUCCUGUACGCUGUGUUCUACGUGUGCAUGGACAGAAAGGCGGGUUCUUUGGCUGCUCUGCUGUGUAUGGCGUGCUGGGUUGGGGCCAGUUUGCUCGCUAGGCAUCUGGAUUUCUCCCUGGCUUGGAAGGUUGUUCUUGCAGCUCAAUUAUUAUGCUGGACAGGGCAUUUCCUCGGACAUGGCUUAUUUGAGAAACGAGCGCCAGCUCUCUUGGACAAUCUUGUACAAACCUUUCUCAUGGCUCCUUUCUUUGUUUUGUUUGAGGCAAGCAAUCCUGCUCAGUUUUGAGCUUUUUUUGUUUUCUUUGGAGAAUGGCUUGAGGAGUUAUUAUUUAAUUAAUGUAUGCAGGUUCUGAAAACUGUCUUUGGAUAUGAGCCAUACCCAGGGUUUCAUGCUAGUAUAAAAAGAAAAUUGAUGCUCAAAUUGCGGAUUGGAAGGAAAAGAAACAGAAGAUGGAGCCAUACCCUUAGCAAUAUCAAUUUUGUGAAUUGAUUUCAAUUUAAAAAGCAUUGCGUGAGAUUUUCGUUUCAUCUCAAGAUUCUCCUUUUGAAGAUGACCCUUCAAGUAUUCCAUUUGUUCAAUUUUUUUUUCCUUGCUAAAUUUGGCAGGAAAAUGAAAGAAACCAAACCAGCAUUCCUUUUCAUGGUGGAACAUGGGGCCUCUCUGCCCUCGUGUGGGCAAAAUCAAGGCAAUUUAUUGUCCUAAUUUGGCGGUCGGCAAUGACAAGCUCUAGUUCAAACAGUUGACAAUGGUCAAUGUCAACAAACUUAGUUCUAAUGGCUGAUGAAGGCAUCGACGACAUUUUUGUGGAUAAAGUCACAGGAGGGUAGACUUGCUGAUGAAUGAGCACUCCCCUAGGCACACAAAAGAUUUAAUAUGGUCCAUUGCUAUGGAAUGUUGUUGUUUCUUUGCUUUCUUUUCUGUCUUUAAGGAUAAGUGCACCGGAAGUCCUAAAAUUACAAAAAGUGCAAUUGAAUCUCACAAUUCAUUAAGUUGGUGCAAUCAAGUCCCUCCAUUAGCUUCGUCCAAUUUGGUAGAUUAAAAAUGCCGACAUGAUUUUUUUUUAUUCAUUUCUCUCCUACAUGGCAUAGAGCUUAAAGAAAGAAGUCCACACCGCCCUAAUUGAAAUAUAAUUUUCUUCUUAAGUUGUCUUCACUUCUGCAUACUGUUCGUAGAUUCCUCCUGCUCUUUGUCCAAGUGUCCUUGGCCAUGGAGUCCGCUUCUUCUUCAUUGAGUCCUCCUGUUCUUCGUCUAAGUGUCCUUAUUUGGUGCAGCUUCGAGUAAGAAUGAAACUAGGUCAAUGCAUGGAGCACGAUCUUGGUUUAGAUGUCCUGUUUGUUUGCCUCCUGUAUUUUUACCAUUCUGACAUUGGUAAAUUGAGCUGGAAUAUUUCUUAGUUUUCAUGCCUAUGAGCAGUCCUUUCGUUAGCAUUUGAAUCCAAUGAUGCUACCUUAUCGUCUAUUUGAACUAUAUCCUGCAAUUUUGCUUUUGCUUGAUGGUGUUGCCCUAUUACUAUUGUAAAUCAUUUCUUUCAUCGGCAUUUCUCCAGAAAAAUGUCUAACAGAUCCAUCGGGUGUCUUUAGAAGGUUGACAACGACUGUUGAUCAUGCUUCUGCCUGCUAUCAUGUUUGUCAUGCGCGGACUUUACUAUUUUUGCAGGUUUAGCAGAUUGCAAUUUGGAAGCAGCACAGGGAGCUUGUCCUGGUGCCCCACCCAGUCACCUUGGGUUGCCUUUGGAAGUUCACCGUUGUAAAUCCAGUAUUUUGUAUCUCGAUUCUUGAUUGACCACGGUUGUAAAGCGAUGCUGCUGGGUGCAUCAUAUGGUCCCUAGAGUGUACACAGCUGCUGCAUUAUGUACAUGCGGAUAAGUUCUGUAAGUUCAAAAAUUUUGAGAUGCAACAAUCCGUGCUUGGAUAUCGUUUUGGACAGCUAUUCUAUUGCCGAGUGGGAAAUGAUCUUUUCUAAAGUUCAAUGACUUGAGAUAUUUUCUUUGGCAACAGUUACUUGAGUAUUGA